Cryptomeria japonica (Japanese cedar) is the source of this 1022-nucleotide messenger RNA. RefSeq names its product pentatricopeptide repeat-containing protein At5g27270-like. NCBI's taxonomy places the organism in Eukaryota, Viridiplantae, Streptophyta, Pinopsida, Cupressales, Cupressaceae. Bases 236 to 706 code for a protein of 156 amino acids. The transcript has a single exon. The record is from RefSeq and is a predicted model, not a curated record.
CUAAUGCAUUUAAAAAACAAACAUUUCUUAACCCUUUUUCCGGCCCCGGGACUUCUCUUUCCUGCCGACACAUGACAAUUCUGACUGACAAUUUUCUGGGCAAAAGCCCAACUAGAGCCUAUAGCUCAAAAAUGUAGCCAACGCAUAUCGGACCACAUAUUUGAAUUGCAGGAUGUUGUAUGGAUAAAAUACCUUUGAAGAACAGAAGUAGAAGAACUCGCACUGCAGAGCUCAUAUGGCCAUGGCAACGCCAAUGUUCAAAACUACCUCCUGCUUUGAAACCCUUUCUAACAAUGUAAUCUUAGCCAAUAAUUACGAUAAGAGGAAGAAUAAAAAGAAAAAAACCCGAUUGACGAGAUGCGAACUAUCGGAAGACUGGAAGCUAAGCGACGGGCCAAAGAAGAAAUUCGUCUGGAAGCAUCAUGGUGACACACGUCUUAAAAAACGGACGUCCUCGGAUAAAAUGGAGGAGUUUUUAGCAGAAGAGCGGCGCAAGCAGAAAUAUCAGAAGCACGUAGUGGAGGCCAUACGAAUUGUGCGUCAAUUGAGCUCAAAACCUGCGGGCUCUUAUAAUAUUCGCCACGUCCUUUCUCGUUUCAUUGGCCGGCUUUCCUUCAAAGAAAUGUGCGUCGUUUUGAAGGAGCAAAAAGGGUGGAGGGAAGCCUCUGAAUUCUUUUCCUGGAUGAAACUUCAGGUACAUGUAUAAGGGUUCUUUUUUUCCCCCAAACUUAGAGACAAUUGCCUCUUUUUCAUAAAAAAUCCAAGAGAUUUUUCUUACAUAGUAAAUUCACAUCCUUAUGUUUUUCUUUGAAAUUUAAACCAGCGAUCACAUUUGCAGCCUACAGUGCCCUUCGUAAGGGACUGUAGCCCGAAAAAGAUUUACAAAUUCUAAUUUCCCUUUGAAAUGAAGGGCAACUUAAAAAAUUUCUAAUAAGUACAGUAAAUUAAAAAAAAAAAAUUAACAAACCAUUUCUGAGAGGUGACGUUUCAGAGGCCCUUCAAAUGUAAUUUAAGGCCGCCCG